AUGGAGGAGUGGGAGUAUUUAGAAGGACACAAGGAUCUCUACAAGGACGUCAUGAUGGACAAUCAGCCGCCCCUCACAUCACCGGAGUGCGGGAGAUGGUUCCUAUUUAACUCCGGACUCAUAGCACAUAAAAGAACUCACACGGGGGAGAAGCCGUAUUCCUGUGCUGAGUGCGGGAAACGUUUCCUUUUUAAAUCCAACCUUAAAGUACAUCAGAGAUCUCACACAGGAGAGAAGCCGUAUUCCUGUCCCGAGUGCGGGAAAUGUUUUUCACAGAAGUCCAAUCUUUACAGCCAUCAGAGAUUGCACAGGGGGGAGAAGCCGUAUUCCUGUCCCGAGUGCGGGAAAUGUUUUUCACAGAAGUGCAAUCUUUACACUCAUCAGAGAGUGCACACAGGGGAGAAGCCGUAUUCCUGUCCUGAGUGCGGGAAAUGUUUUUUCACAGAAGUCCUGUGUUAA
Molecule: messenger RNA, 459 nt
Organism: Staurois parvus
Lineage: Eukaryota; Metazoa; Chordata; Amphibia; Anura; Ranidae
Source: the annotation of a GenBank genome assembly